AUGAGAUUGUUACGUUCUAAUGGUAACCUCUACUUUAAGGUAUGGUUUGGAGAUAACCGUGCCUCUAUCGAAUUUCAUGAGCGCGGAAAAAAACACAAGGAAGCACUGGCUGCAAAGCUUCGAGAGCUUAGUCGAGCUAGCCGAGAGAAGGAGAAAGCGAAAGCGCAAAUGAGCACUGCUCUUGCUGCCAUGGAAGCAGCCGCCCUUAAAGCGAUGCGUGAAAAUGGCGAAGGAGUGGAACACGGGCCAUCACUUCCUUCGACGGGAUUGGCAUCAAAGAUUUUCGACCCUAGGCAACUCAAGGAUAUCGGAUCAAUGGCUCGUGAAAUGGCAAAGCGUAAGAGUGAAAUGCAGGAAGUAAAAGCACAGAAAAGGGUUCCACUAACUGUGCCAUGUAGUACACCAAAAUACUUCAAGCGAGAAUUACCAGUUCCUGUUGAAUAUUUGGAGUCGAAUGUUGGAGUAGUCAAGCAAGAGGCUGGGAUUCUUCCAUUAUGUGAUGAAACGGUAUGGGUAGAGGCCGAUGGCGGUGAUGGAAGAACUUAUUACUACCAUAUGUAUACUGGAGUUUCGCAAUGGGAGAAGCCAAAAUCAUUUUACACUGCUGAAGAAUAUAAGAGACGUUUCCUCGAUGGCGAACUCCCGAAAUCGACCAUGGACAACGAAACAGUAAAACAAGAGCAACCGUCAGCGGGCACAAAAGAUUCCAACGAUGAGGAAACUCGUGUGGUAUCACAAGUAAAGGAAGACGGUGAGUCGGAAGUCAAGACUGAACCCGAUGAUGUGGAAACAGCCAGUGACCUUGCUGUUGGCGACAUACCACUUCCUGGACCUGAUGUGCCUGUUAAAAAAGAACCUGUGGAAUCAGCAAUUGAAUCUAAUUUAGUACCUGUUUCGACGCCUACUAUCACACAUGAAUGCCAACCUGCUGUUGAUACUAGUCAACCACACAUGGAUGAGCAGGACGAAGAAAGUCCCGCACCCCCACAUGGUCCUUAUGGUUCUUGGCAACGGGUGACAAAAGAGGAUAGCCAACAGAAGUUCUCUCCUUUAACGGCAAAAUAUCGCGCAGAGGAGGAGCGUGAACGAAAGUUACUCGAGGAAAAAGAAAAAUUAGCUACAAAAGACGAACCAAGCUUGGAGUUUACUGAGAAAACAGGAGCUGUUCUAACUAAAAAGGUCAAGGGUCCGAUUGAGUUUAAAAAACGGUCAGCUGCAAAGAGUGUUCGGCAACGAAUAGAUUAA
Messenger RNA from Angiostrongylus costaricensis, 1245 nucleotides. NCBI's taxonomy places the organism in Eukaryota, Metazoa, Nematoda, Chromadorea, Rhabditida, Metastrongylidae. The record is from the annotation of a GenBank genome assembly.